AUGAGCAGCGAUACCGCCGCGGCCUCGGAGGAGGAGGGAGACAUGCUGCGAUCCACCGGGUGUCGGCUCGUGUACGGCUUCCUGUACGACAGUCACUGCCAUCUACGCAGGGUGUCGCCGGUCGUUUCAGGGGUGUCUGUGUCAACCCCCAUUGCCAGUGUCGAUUGUGCCGGCAGAAAAUGCGACGACGCGCGGUGCAGCGUGACGGGUUUGGUGCUUUGCGGCACUCACCCGUCGAUCGACUGGGACGAUGUUGCGCAGGCGUCCGCGAUGCGUGCGGCAACCUUGAUAGGGUUUGGCGUACACCCCUGGUUCGUGCCAAACAGAGUUGGCGACGAGAAUCCGGCAUCUUCGCUUUCCCCAGAAUACUCGUCAGGUGAGGCCUGCUGCUGCCUCAGCCGCAACAGCGCUGAAGCAAACGCAAGUCUUGCCGCGUGUAGCGCAGCCGCCCAGUCGCUCUCCGGCAUUCUCCGUCUCCUGGAGGAGCGUCUGCAGCAGCACCCCUUAGCGAUUGUUGCAGAGAUCGGCCUGGACAAGCUGCGUGGGCCACCCGAGUCUGUGCAAGUGGAGGCCUUUGCCGCCCAGCUGCGUCUCGCGGCGGCCUACCGUCGCCCGGUGUCCGUUCACUGCGUUCGCCAUUACGGGCUUUUGCUGCGGGUGCUGCAAGACUUGCCGGCAGAGCACACUCCACCCGCCAUCAUCCUUCACGCUUUCACCGGGUCACUGGAGGUGGCGAAGUCGUUGCUGUCGCUCAAACGCAAAAAGCGAAGGCCAGCGUUAGAUGGCUCAGCCACGCCUGCACAAGAUGCGGCGGCGACAGCGGGCAGCGGCUUACCAGUGCAACGGACAACAAAGCGGGGUGGCACCACAUCCGAUACGGUGCGAAUAAAAGACCGCAUCUUCUUCGGAGUUGGCGUGUCAACCAGCUUCACUGUGAAGAACUUUUCAACGCAGACGCUGCCGUUUCUGCUCGAUGCGCAGCGUGUGCUACUCGAGACAGACGAGCAUUACAGUGGCAUUGAGGCGUUGGACACCGCCUCUUCGGGUGAGUUCCCUGCAGAGGCGGAGGCACGGUCGAGUGUUCGCGGCGGGGGUCGCGCUUGCGUGUCUGUCGACCCUCAGGAGCAUGUGACAAAACUGGCGGGCGUGAUGGAGCGCAUUCACGCAAGCAUGCUGCAGAACCACGAGUUUGUCCAGAAGGCAGAGGCCUCGAGCAUGCCGGUAGAGUCGGUUCUUCAAGACACGUUGAUGCACGCCUACGCGGCGGCAUUCUGCUCGGUGUCGGAGAAGACGGGCGCGUCGUGA
Leishmania major strain Friedlin is the source of this 1305-nucleotide messenger RNA. RefSeq lists its product as hypothetical. The transcript has a single exon. Gene Ontology annotation, molecular function: hydrolase activity, acting on ester bonds. Lineage: Eukaryota; Euglenozoa; Kinetoplastea; Trypanosomatida; Trypanosomatidae. The coding region runs from base 1 to 1305 and encodes 434 amino acids. The record is from RefSeq and is a predicted model, not a curated record.